AAGAAAGUCAUUUCCGAACUUCUGAAAGCAAUCGGUCCGCUAAUGAGAAUUUAGGCUCACCAAUCUGUCCAGAGAGUGAAUAGAGAUUGGGUAGAAUAUCAGUCAUGAAAAAUAAAAUUACGAGCAAGCGAGCUCCGACGGCAGGACUAAACAAAAUGCACCGAAGAUCAACAUAAUUUCCGUUGCAUCUCGUGCAGAAAUAUCUAACAAACGCGGCGAUGUCUGUCUGCUAGAGAAGAGAACUUUUCCUUUCAAAAGACAUUUUACAACAGGCAUCAUAUCAUUAUUUGGUCGUAAUGAAGACCAAACUACAACAGUUAGUGUCUCAGCAAACCGGAAGUGCAAGGCUUUUGUGUCCAACAAAAGGCUGUGGAAUCGAAGAAGGCGGAAGCUCUCAAUCCCGUGGCAUGCAACCAUUUAAUCGAAAUGGCGGAAGACGAACAGAUGAACGAAGAAAUGUUUAACGACGAGUGGCCAGAGGAUCAACUCUUGGGACCGACUGAAGACCCAAUCCCAGCUCAAGAGCAAGCGCAGCCAGCGGCCCCCAACAAAGAAGAGGCGGCCGAACCCAGAAGCAGCGCCAACGUAGCCCCUGCCGCGGAAGCAGCAGUGGAAAAGGUGAACUCGAAGGGCACGCGGGGCGGCCAGGGCGGCCGGUGGUCGCAGUCCCGCCAACAAGAGGCCCUGGCCACCAGAAUGAUACUCAACUACGUAAGGCUGAGUCAUCCCAACAAGCGUGGCAGGGGGAACGACCAUAGAAAGGAACAACUAACAUCUUCCACCAAUUCCCAAGCACAACGAUAUCGAAAAAUACAGCAGCUCACAUUCCGGUGUUACAAAUCAAAGGUUCCUAAUCCCACAUAG
This is a messenger RNA of Athalia rosae (coleseed sawfly), 864 nucleotides long. RefSeq lists its product as uncharacterized. The record is from RefSeq and is a predicted model, not a curated record. Bases 427 to 864 code for a protein of 145 amino acids. The transcript has 5 exons. NCBI's taxonomy places the organism in Eukaryota, Metazoa, Arthropoda, Insecta, Hymenoptera, Athaliidae.